AAUCAAAAUCCCUGGAGAGUCUCAGUAUCAUUUCCUCUGAGAAAUUCGACCCGAAACGACACGCUCGUCCUUUCUUCCGACACACGACACCCGCAAUGGAGCCGGACGUGAGCAUCGAGAGCGGGUGCAUGAUCCGCAUCGCGGUCCUGCCGAUCGGCCCGAUCCCGCAGCCCCAGCUGCGGGACUACGUAUCUUUGCUGGUCCGCCACUGCAAGAUCGAGCUCUCCGCCAUCAGCUCCUUCUACACGGAGCAUCAGAAGAGCCCCUUCUCUCAUCAGCCAUGGGACACCGGCAGCCUACAGUUCAAAUUCAUGGUCGGUGGUGGCCCACCGAGCCCGUGGGAGGACUUCCAGUCCGAACGCAAGAUCCUCGCCGUCAUCGGACUCUGCCACUGCCCUUCGUCUCCCGACCUCGAUCUCGUUGCCGAUCAGUUCUCCGCUGCGUGCAAGGGAUAUGCCUCCUCCCUCGUCCAGCGGUGCUUCGCCUUCUGCCCCAGCGAUUCUCAGCAAGAGGAUGGUGGUAAAAGAGGGGAUCAAAUAAUAUUGUUCCCUCCUGCAGACCAGCAAACUCAGGAGUUCCACUUGCUCACUAUGAUGCAAGAUAUUGCUGCGUCAUUGUUGAUGGAGUUUGAAAAGUGGGUUCUUCGUGCAGAAUCUGCUGGGACUAUUGUGAAGACACCUUUAGAUUCUCAAGCCAGUCUCAGCUCGGAGGAGGUGAUCAAAGCCAAGAAACGGAGGCUUGGUCGUGCGCAGAAGACCAUAGGGGAUUAUUGCCUGUUGGCAGGCUCGCCUGUUGAUGCCAAUGCACACUAUUCUACCGCAAUAGAGCUUGCCAGGUUGACAGGGGAUGUAUUCUGGCAUGCUGGAGCGUUGGAAGGCAGUGUCUGUGCGUUACUGAUAGAUCGCGUGGGAAACAAAGAUCCAGUUUUAGAGGAGGAGGUGAGGUACCGAUAUUAUAACGUCAUCCAGCUUUAUAGAAGGUCAUUUAUACAGGACAAUGUUCAAAGAGUUUCAACGGUGAGCUUUGAGCUUGAGGCUACUUUGAAAUUGGCUAGAUUUCUUUGCCGGUCAGGACUGGCUAAGGAGGUAGUAGAGUUGUUGAUGGGUGCUGCCGAUGGUGCAAAGUCUCUGAUCGAUGCCAGUGACCGCCUGAUAUUAUAUAUUGAAAUAGCUCGUUUAUUCGGGACUCUUGGUUAUCAACGGAAAGCUGCCUUUUUCUCAAGGCAGGUUGCUCAAUUGUAUUUGCAACAAGACAACUGCUUGGCAGCUAUCAGCGCUAUGCAAGUCUUGGCAAUGACCACAAAGGCAUACCAUGUACAAAGCAGAGGAACCAACUCAAAGUCGAAUUGCUUUCACAAUGAACUCGGAUCAAGUCAUUCUGAUGGUGGGAAAAUGCACCCUCAAUCAAUAGUCAAACUAUUUGAGUCUCAAUGGAGCACCCUGCAAAUGGUCGUUCUGAGGGAGAUACUGCUCUCUUCUAUUCGUGCUCGGGAUCCUCUUGCUGCAUGGAGUGCAGCAGCUCGUCUACUUAGAUCUUACUAUCCCCUCAUCACACCUGCUGGGCAAAGCGGUCUUGCGAGUGCUCUUGCAAACUCUGCUGAGAGACUCCCUUCUGGAACUCGCUGUGCCGAUCCUGCUCUUCCUUUCAUAAGGUUGCAUUCUUUUCCUACACAUCCUUCACAGAUGGAUAUAGUAAAGCGCAAUCCAGGGAAAGAAGAGUGGUGGACUGGAACAGCUCCUUCAGGUCCUUUUAUUUACACACCUUUCAGCAAAGGAGACCCAGCUGAUAGUAGCAAACAGGAGCUAAUUUGGAUUGUUGGGGAACCGGUACAAGUGCUGGUGGAACUGGCAAAUCCUUGUGGCUUUGACUUAAUUGUCGACAGCAUUUAUCUGUCCAUUCAUUCUGGAAAUUUUGAUGCUUUUCCAAUAAGUGUGAGUCUCCCUCCUAAUUCUGCGAAGGUGAUCUCCUUAUCAGGGAUUCCAACUUCAGUGGGCCCGGUGAAAAUUCCUGGAUGCACUGUUCACUGUUUUGGUGUUAUUACUGAACACCUUUUUAGGGAUGUUGACAACUUACUUCUUGGAGCAGCACAAGGUCUUGUACUUUCUGAUCCUUUCCGAUGCUGUGGCUCAGCCAAGCAUAGAAGCGUGUCCAUUCCAAGCAUUUCUGUUGUACCCCCUCUACCUCUUUUAGUCUCACAUGUAGUAGGAGGUGAUGGUGCAGCCGUAUUAUAUGAAGGUGAAAUUCGUGACUUGUGGAUAAGUCUUGCAAAUGCUGGAUCUGUUCCGGUUGAGCAGGCACAUAUUUCUCUAUCAGGCAAAAAUCAAGAUUCUGUUAUUUCGGUUGCAUAUGAAACUUUAAAAUCAGCCCUUCCAUUAAAACCGGGUGCAGAAGUGACACUUCCAGUGACUUUGAAAGCCUGGCAGCUCAGCUUGGCAGAUGCUGAUCAUGCUGUUAGCAAGAGUAUUCCUGGAAGUAUGGGCAGGGUAUCCAAGGAUGGAAGCAGCCCGAUGUUGGUUAUUCAUUAUGCAGGGCCAUUGGUACAUCCUGGAGGAACUCAAACAAAUGAUCCCCCUGUGCCCCCAGGCAGACGUCUUGUUAUUCCUUUGCAUGUAUGCGUUUUACAAGGCCUGUCCCUUGUUAAGGCUCGUCUUCUCUCAAUGGAAAUCCCUGCACAUGUUAGCGAAACCCUUCCGAAACCAGUUUAUGUUGAUGGAAGUUUCACCGAAGAAGUCCCUUCUAGUGGAAAUGAGACUGAUAGCUUGGUGAAGAUUGAUCCAUACAGAGGGAGCUGGGGCUUACGUCUUCUUGAGCUCGAGUUGUCUAAUCCAACAGAUGUUGUGUUCGAGAUUAGUGUGUCCGUGCAGCUGGAAAGUAAAAAGAAUGAGAAUGGCUUGAAACUGAGUGAUCGUGAUGCUGCCGACUUUGGCUAUCGGAAAACUAGAAUAGACAGGGACUAUUCUGCAAGGGUACUGAUACCCAUGGAGCAUUUUAAGUUGCCUAUUCUUGAUGGGUCCUUUUUUGCCAAGGAUGCUCAGAUUGAUGAAGGUUUUGGUAGUAAAAAUUUGAACUCAGCUGAAAAGAAUACCAAGGCUGAGCUGAAUGCUUCUAUCAAGAACUUGAUUUCUAGAAUAAAGGUAAGAUGGCAAUCCGGGCGGAGCAGUUCCGGAGAAUUGAACAUUAAGGAUGCAAUUCAAGCAGCCUUGCAAACAUCAAUAAUGGACAUACUACUGCCAGACCCUUUAACCUUUGGCUUCAGGCUUGCUAAGAAUGGAAUCGAAUCUGUAAAUAUUGCUUCCUCUGAAGAACCCAAUAUGCGGACUGGUUUGUCUGAUGAAUCAUCUGCUGGGUGUAAUUAUGAGAUCAAUCCGAGGUCUAAAGGUUCUAUAUUAUCUCAUGAAAUGACUCCAUUGGAAGUUCUCGUUCGUAAUAACACUAACGAGUUGAUCAGGAUGACCCUUAGUAUUACUUGCAGAGAUGUUGCUGGGGAGAAUUGUGUUGAGGGUAUCAAAGCAACUGUACUAUGGGCUGGUGUUUUGAACGGAAUUCAUUUGGAGGUUCCCCCGCUCCAGGAGAUCACACAUUCCUUCUCGCUGUAUUUUCUUGUUCCAGGUGAGUACACGCUGCUCGGUGCUGCUGUCAUUGAUGAUACCAACGAUAUCCUCAGGGCCCGUGCAAGAACAGACUCACCUGAUGAGCCUAUCUUCUGCCGGGGUCCACCUUUCCAUGUUCGUGUCAUUGGGACUCCGUGAACUGUUUUUCAGCCUCAUUGAUUUCCCCAUUGGAGAAAUCCAGCCAAGGAGACAAAAACCUUUGAUGCUGGGUCAGGGGCCCUAAGGUGCCCUGAAUUAGGGCCCCCAGAAUCAUUCAUGUCAAACCCAUUUGAGUUGCAGAUCGGCGGAUGAAUUCUGACAAGAUCAUGAGCUUCUAGGUGUUUGUGGAUGUAAAUACUACUACAAGAGUGAGCUGAUGUUCUUUUUUCAUUUUUUUUUUCUCUAGCUGUUGCAGUUCAUAUUCUGUAAAUUGAAUAUUGCAUGUGGUGGCAAAUAAGGUUGCAAUUA
Molecule: messenger RNA, 4058 nt
Organism: Magnolia sinica
Lineage: Eukaryota; Viridiplantae; Streptophyta; Magnoliopsida; Magnoliales; Magnoliaceae
Product: trafficking protein particle complex II-specific subunit 120 homolog
Exons: 10
Coding region: 96-3749 (1217 amino acids)
Cellular component (GO): trans-Golgi network
Source: RefSeq, a predicted model, not a curated record